AUGAAUAAAAUUCGUGACAUUGUCAUAAGUCAGUACAUAAAUUUAUUAUUAUUAAAAUAUUAUUUAUUGUGAAUAGAUACAAAGAAACAUAUUUAUAGAACAAAAUGUUUAAAGGCGCUAGAAAAAUUCUGAAAUGUCACAACAUAAACAGAAUAUCAAUUAGACAGGUUUCUGAUGUAGAGAUAUUUAUAAAUGGCAAAUCCGUGUGUGUGCCUUCAUAUUUCACGAUCGGACAAGCUUUGAAAAGAGAAAAGAUCACUGUUCCAUCAUUUUGCUUCCACGAGCGUCUGUCGAUAGCAGGCAACUGCCGCAUGUGCCUGGUGGAGGUGGAGGGCUGGUGGAAGCUGCAGGUCGCGUGCUCUGUGGGGGUAGUUAAAGGCAUGAAGAUCCGCACCAACUCCGAGAAGGCCAAGAGAGCGCAAGAACACGUCCUAGAGUUUAUUCUCGCCGACCAUCCGUUGGAUUGUCCCAUAUGUGACCAGGGAGGCGAGUGUGAUCUUCAGGACUUGUCCGUGAGAUUUGGAAAUGAUCGUUCUCGGUUUACAGAUAUAUUUUUCAGCGGGAAAAGAGCAGUGGAAAACAAAACUUUGAGUCCUCUAAUUCGGGCAGAAAUGAAUCGUUGUAUUCAUUGCACGAGGUGUAUUCGCUUCGCUUCUCAAGUGUGCGGCUUGGAAGUGCUGGGGUCGACAGGCCGCGGGCACGACAUGCUCGUCGGCACCUUUGUAGACAAGUUGUUUCUGUCGGAGCUCUCCGGGAACAUUGUAGAUCUAUGUCCAGUCGGAGCGCUGACUAAUAUUCCUUACCGUUUUAAAGCGAGAGCUUGGGAACUAAAGACAGCAAAUUCGAUUGAUGUGACCGAUGCUACAGGUACAAAUAUAGUGUUAAAUUAUAGAUUUGACAGAGUACUUCGUGUGUUGCCGCGUGAACAUGAAGAAAUCAAUCAGGAAUAUGUGUCAGAUAAAGGUCGAUGGGCAAUUGAUUCACUCGAAAUGCAAAGGUUGGUGACACCCAUGAAGAAAGUCGCUACGUGUUGUUGCCCCCUUGAAUGGGACCCUGCCUUGAAAAUGGCGAGUGAAAUACUUAGAUCUGUUUCUCCCGACCGAAUAAUGGCUAUAGUGGGUCCACAAGCAAGCGUCGAGACUUUAGUAGCUAGCAAGGAUAUGCUCAACGUGCUAGGGUGCGAAAAUCUUUAUAUAGAGCGAGAUAUGCGUUAUACAGCAUGUGAUACUGACUUUAGAGCUACUUAUAGCUGGAAUAUAACCAUGAAAGACGUAGCUACUGCAGAUAAAAUUUUGUUAGUUGGCACCAAUCCUCGAUUUGAAGCACCAAUUCUGAACAUGUGGAUCCGACAAGCGUACAGGAACAACGAAGCAGACAUCUACGCCGCGGGCCCGCCGUGUGAUUACAACUACCACGUGACUUACUUAGGAGAUAAUAUUAAGAGUUUGACUAACGCUGAGAUGAGUUUAAGAGGUGCUAAGAAACCACUUAUUUUUGUGGGUGUACAGCAAUUAAAAACUGGCGGUGGUAAGCUAAUGAAGAUAUUACAUAAACUCGCACAUCAUUUUAAAAAGAAAGAUUACAGUGUUCUGAAUAUUAUUACUAGGGAAGCGAGCUUUGCUGGUGCUUUGGAGGCAGGAUGGAAAAUAGGAGCACGCAGUGCAUUGGAGAAAAAGUGCCCUAAAGUAGUGAUCUCUGUGGGAGCCGACAGCAUAUUCUACGACUGGAAUCCACCUUCAUCUUGCAAAAUUAUUUACGUUGGUUACCAAGGCGACAAAGGCGCAGAGUAUGCAAACUUGAUCUUACCAGGAUGUGCUUGGACAGAGUCUGGCGGCGUUUACCUAAACAUGGAGGGCAGAUCUCAGUACGCGUAUCCUGCCGUCACUCCUCCGGGGAAAGCGAGGGUAGACUGGAAGAUAUUCCGUGCCUUAGCAGAGUACUGUCACCUUUCUUUAUUUUACUGUGAUCAUAAUUCUCUUUGCACCAGAAUGGCACAAAUUAGUCCCAACUUUGUAUGUCUGGGUGAUUUUCAACCGAAAAUAUUUGUCGACAUGGUAGGGUAUCUAGCGUUGAAGGAUGAUUGUGGGAACAGUGGCCCAUUCUGCAUAGACAUGCCCUGCAUGAAGGAUUACUAUUGUUCCGAUAUCUUCACGUACAACUCGCCCACUAUGGUGAAGGUUGCACAGAAAGCGAAAGAGUUUGAAAAAUCAGACUACUACUCUGUGUAUUAGUAGACUUCGAAUAUAUUUUAUUUAUUGAUGACUUCUUGUAUGUUUUCAUAUUAAAAACUGUAUUUGCAUUUUAGUAGUAAUUUAUGGACAUAAAAAUGUUUUGAUUA
Messenger RNA from Spodoptera frugiperda (fall armyworm), 2338 nucleotides. Its product is annotated as NADH-ubiquinone oxidoreductase 75 kDa subunit, mitochondrial-like. Bases 105 to 2231 code for a protein of 708 amino acids. Gene Ontology annotation, molecular function: iron-sulfur cluster binding; NADH dehydrogenase (ubiquinone) activity. NCBI's taxonomy places the organism in Eukaryota, Metazoa, Arthropoda, Insecta, Lepidoptera, Noctuidae. The record is from RefSeq and is a predicted model, not a curated record. Gene Ontology annotation, cellular component: membrane. The transcript has a single exon. Gene Ontology annotation, biological process: ATP synthesis coupled electron transport.